Molecule: messenger RNA, 3613 nt
Organism: Nycticebus coucang (slow loris)
Lineage: Eukaryota; Metazoa; Chordata; Mammalia; Primates; Lorisidae
Gene: SHISA9
Product: shisa family member 9
Exons: 5
Coding region: 268-1665 (465 amino acids)
Biological process (GO): regulation of short-term neuronal synaptic plasticity; regulation of AMPA receptor activity
Cellular component (GO): postsynaptic density; dendritic spine membrane; AMPA glutamate receptor complex
Source: RefSeq, a predicted model, not a curated record
AGAGGGAUACUGCGAGCCGGCGCGGGGCAGCGAGUCCGGAGCCGCAGGCCCAGACGAGGCGCGGACGGACCCACUGUACCCUGCUCCCCGCCUCCGCCUCCCCCGGUGGCCGGCUGGACCUGCACCCGGCGCUUGUCCCCGCUCCUCCUCCCUCCGCCCGGCCCGGCGCGCUCCUCCCCGGCCGGCCCCUCGGCGCGCUGGAGGCGAACGCGGACUGAGCCGAGCGCAGUGGCCGCCGACCACCGAGCGCCCCGCGCCGCUCCCUGCAUGUGCGGCCCGCGGCGGCUCGCAGCCCCCGGCAGCAGCCUCGGCAGCUUCGGCCGCGCCUCGAGAGGCGGCUGCGGCGGCUCCAGCGGCGGCCGAGCAGCCGAGCCCGGGCUGGGAGACACGAUGCGCCGCGUCCUCCGGCUGCUCCUGGGCUGCUUCCUCACCGAGCUGUGCGCCCGCGUGUGCCGGGCGCAGGAGAGAGCGGGGCACGGGCAGCUGGCGCAACUGGGCGGCGUGGUGGUGCUGGCGGGGGGCAACCGCUCCGGGGCCGCCUCGGGAGAGGUCGGCGAGGGCGCCGGGGCAUCGGACGCGCCCCCGACCCGGGCGCCCACGCCGGACUUCUGCCGGGGCUACUUCGAUGUCAUGGGCCAGUGGGACCCGCCGUUCAACUGCAGCUCGGGCGACUUCAUCUUCUGCUGCGGGACUUGUGGCUUCCGGUUCUGCUGCACGUUUAAGAAGCGGCGACUGAACCAGAGCACCUGCACCAACUACGACACGCCGCUCUGGCUCAACACCGGCAAGCCCCCCGCGCGCAAGGACGACCCCUUGCACGACCCCACCAAGGACAAGACCAACCUGAUAGUCUACAUCAUCUGCGGGGUGGUGGCCGUCAUGGUGCUUGUGGGAAUCUUCACCAAGCUGGGGCUGGAGAAGGCGCACCGGCCCCAAAGGGAGCACAUGUCCAGGGCCCUUGCAGAUGUCAUGAGGCCACAGGGCCACUGCAACCCUGAUCACAUGGAGAGAGACCUUAACAUUGUUGUCCACGUGCAGCAUUACGAGAACAUGGACACGAGAACUCCCAUAAAUAAUCUUCACACCACCCAGAUGAACAACGCAGUGCCCACCUCCCCCCUGCUCCAGCAGAUGGGCCACCCACAUUCGUACCCCAGCCUGGGCCAGAUCUCCAACCCCUACGAACAGCAGCCGCCAGGGAAAGAGCUCAACAAGUACGCCUCCUUAAAGGCCGUCGGAAGUUCUGAUGGUGACUGGACUGUAUCGACACUUAAGUCACCAAAAGCCGACAAGGUCAAUGAUGACUUCUACUCCAAGCGGCGACACCUGGCUGAACUGGCUGCUAAGGGGAACCUACCUCUGCACCCCGUCCGAGUGGAGGACGAGCCGCGGGCCUUCAGCCCGGAGCACGGCCCUGCCAAGCAGAACGGACAGAAGGCUCGCACCAGCAAGAUGCCCCCACACCCCCUGGCCUACAACUCCACCACCAACUUGAAGGGCUGGGACCCCAACGAGCAGUCUCUGCGGCGGCAGGCUUACGGCAGCAAGGCCAAGCUCGGCACGGCCGAGUCAGCCUCCAGCGACCCCUUGGGGACGCGCACGCAGCACUACCCUCCCCCACAGCCAUACUUCAUCACCAACAGCAAAACGGAGGUGACUGUCUGAGCUUUCCCGACAGGGAGCACCCUGCAGACCACACUCAGCUGAGAGAGGCAAAACAACCCCGGCCGCACCCUCCUGUCCUCCCGUCCACACACCACACACUACCCUCCAUUAAGAACCGACUCGAAGGCUACUGGUGACGCGGAAUCAUGCUUUCCUGGGUCAGACCUAACACGUGUUCAUGGGCAGCUGAGGAAGACCGGAGCAUGGACCUUCAGCAGUGCAGCAAAGGGGAAACUGAGGCACACUCUUUCAACUUCAGGCCCGAGGUGGCCAACUCGCAAGCCCAAACCACAGGGCUAAUGCUUCUUUUCUUCCUAACUCGAAACUGAAAUCCAUGAUGAGAAAAAAAGAGUAGCACAAUUUAGAAAAAUUGUCCAUUUGAGCACAUAUACCACUUGCCCUGUGCUGUCUGCUUCUGAGUAAAAAAAGCCAGGGUGCAAGGGUUGGAGAGAAUCAGGGUGGAGAUGAGGGAAGAGUGACUGGAGAAGAGUUGUUGUUGGGAGGAAUUUGCCCACAUUAGCAGCAUUUUUCUAAUCCCAAGGAGUGAUGUGGAUGCCAAAUUUUGAUGAGUGUGAGACAGUAACUGGACCCUAACCAUUAUAUUUAUAGUACUUUUCAUAUUCUCAAUGUUUAAAGCAAAAAACAACACACACUCAUACUCACACAAAAACAAACAGAUCCUGAACCCACCGAAGGGAAAAGAAAAUGUUUUAGAGAACUCCCACAGAGACUGCCACCAUGGAAGUGGGAGGACAGGAUUUUAUGGCAGGGAGAGGGUCCAGAGAAUAUUAAAUAACUUUUUAAAAAAGCAAAAUAAGAUAUAUAAGCCCACAACAAAACAGACAAGGAAGGCAAAUUAAUUUUUGUCCAAAAUCUUUAAGACUUAGGAAAUCAACAUGACAUCAACAACAAAAUUCCACAGGUGGAAAAGUUCACAGGAGGUGAAAUGGGGGCCCAGAAGCCUCCAAUUUCUGGACUCCACCUCCAAGAGCUGAAACAGAUACAGAAAAAAAGUCCUCUAUUAACUGUCUGUCCCUGACACCCCUUUCCCUUCAGCGCGUUGCCGCCGCUGCCAAAUUUCAACUGCUUCAGACUGAAAAUGUCAUAAGCGUGGGUGGUGCCUUCAAUGUGUUACUGUUGUUUAAUGACAGUCUUGUUCCCCAAGUGCAACCUGUGUUCUUUUAGCCUCUUCCCUCCUGUUUUUCUGCAGUAGUAGAAGUCGUUUUUAUCCUUCCUUUGUAGGUGAGCCCACCCCAUAACACCCUCUUGAGGGGGCUGCUACAAUGUCAGGGUACCUAAAGAUGAAGACCUUCCAACUCCCUGUGUGGUCAGAACAAGUCCUUCCAUUUCCAGCCUCCCAAACCUGUCAGACAUUUCUGGGUCCCAUAAUUCCCCCAGUCCCUCCAAAUUACCUCCCCCAGACACUUUAAUGUGUUCAUCCCCCAUCCAGAAUUUCCUGAGAGUCUUCUUCAGACUGGUUCUUGGGGUCCCAACAAAGAUAUUUUUUCCUGCUAGUUCUAUUGGUUUUAUGGAAGCCCAAAGAGGUGGGUUGAGGGAGAACAAGUCUUCAUUUAAGGUGAGAGGUUUUCAAACUCACCCCUAAGGGUCUUAGCUAGUUAUGUAACAGGAGACCCUGAGGUCCUCUGACAUCAGAAGCUUUACAUAGUCUGGGCAAACAAGACCCGGAGCACUUUCUGGAGCCCUGCACUGCAGGGCUCUGCCUCACCUGUCUCUCCACCCUGAUACCACAAAAUCAGUAAAGCCAGCUGGUUAUUCUCCUUACUCCCAGCAGACACGAGGACCCUGAUGGAAGCCUUAGCCUCCCAACUGAAACAUGGAGAAUUUGGGCUAGGUCAAGCUUUUCAAGCUUUUUGAAACAGCAAAACCUUUGCCUAUUUUUUAAAAAAGGAAACCUUUCAAUGAAGCCCUAUAUAAGAUCCCCAUGUAU